AAAACAAAGCUAUUGAUAUUGAAAUGCUCUAGAAAAGGAACUGUAUUUCGCGCGCAAUUGCGCCAGUGAACAGUGAACUUGAGAGCUAUAGCGCAUUAUAAAAGUUUAACUUACAAAGUUUAACGUUUAAAUCUAAACGAUUGUUUUAUAGAAUAUUCCUUUUGGAGUUUAUUUAAAAUAUCUUACAAUGUUUUCGAAAGCAAAGAGAUUUGAUGUAGCGGCCCCAGUUAAAAGCCAAUCCAAAAUUCAAAACAAAAAAGAACCGGAGAAAAAUUGUACCAAAGUUUUACCAAAAAUAAAAAUUCCGACGAGUUCCAAUGAAAAUUUGGAGACACAGUCGCAAUGCGGCUCAGUACAUAGUUCAAAAUCAUUUAAAACGCCAAGACCUGUUAAAACUGUACCUCCUACUAAAGCUACCAGCAGCCUGAAGAAGCCCCUAUCACUUCCAAAAUGUAAUCUAAAAAAAGAUAUGAACAUCAGAGAUGAUCUCCUCAAGUCUCAUGAAGUUGAAAUUAGAAAUAAAGAUUAUACCAUCAAGGAACACAAUAAACAAAUCGAGGAACUGAAGUCUGAGAUAGCCAAGUUACAAAAAAUGUUGAAAACAGUGAACGGCAGCGAAAUUGAGAAGUUACAUAAUAAUUUCAGUAAAAUUGAUCUGAAAGAUAAAGCUGACACUGAAAAUGACCGUGAGAAGGAUGGCUCGACUGUAACUAUUAAUAAUCUAAAGCAUCAGAUCAGUGUUCUAGAGAAGGAGUGUGAGAAACUGGAACAAGAAGUUAGUAGCAAGCAAGUUGAACUAUCCUCACUCGAAGAAAUCAUCACUAUUAGAGACAGCUUGUGUACAGAUUUACAGAAGAAGCUUACAGAUGUGGAAUCAUGUCUGGAUGAGACCCGACACAGACUCGAAAUGGUCAAAGGUCAUCACGCUCUGGCCCUCGAAGCCAACGAAAGCAUCAGACGCGAGUACAAGGUCGAGUUAGAGACACUCAAAACAAAACUGGAAGAAGAAAAACAGUCCAUCAUCAAUAAAUCGAAAGUUGAGCAAGAGAACCUGAAACAGAAGUACAGUGAUGUUAUUGAAGCUAUUAAAUACCAAAUCGCCACCAAAGACGAACGAAUACAUGAAUUGGAAAGCGACAUCAUUAAAAAGGAGCAAGAGAUGAAAGCUAAGUUAGAACAGGUCGAUGAAGCGACUCGCGAGAAACUGAGGCUGUGCGAGAUCCAGUACGAGGAACGGACCAGACAUCUCCAGGAACAUCUCGCGCAUCAGCAGGCGGAAAUGAAACGGCUAGAAAACGAAAUCAAAGAGUUGAGGUACGCCAUCACUGUAGGCGAGGAAAAAAAUAAAUCUUUACAGAGAGAUAUUCUCAGCAUCCAAAACGAAAAGGAUGCCGGUGAUGCUGAGAAGAAAAACUUACAACAGGAACUAGAAGAUCUGAAAGAAGAGAAGAAGAAGAAACAAACCCACCAUGAAAAUGAGAUAAAGAGACUGACCGUGGAAGCAGACAAAGCCGUCAAAGAUAAAAAUAAAUUUGAAAUGUCUCUGUCGGUCACAAGGGAUAUAGUACAGGUCUUGACGAUGCGGCUCAGGGAGUCGGACAAGGAGCUGGAGCAUCUAGAGAAUCAGGUCCAAUCCUUGACGAACUCCAAAGAACUGCUCGAAUCGGAAGUGGAAACUUUCAAGAACACUCUCAACAACACCGUGCUGGAGUGUAACGAGUACAAAGAGGCUCUCGUCAACAUACUCAAGUCGAAAGCAGCUCUGGCCAAAGAACACAACAGGAUCAUGGAACACAACGUCUCCCUCAUCGAGAGCCUGCAGAAUGUGGAGAAGGAGGCCUACCGUGAACUGGGUUCCAUUAAGAGCGAGCUCAUCGAGGACGUGGAGCUGCUGAAGAAGGAAUCCAACUCGCAGAUCCAACAGCUCAAAGACGAGGUGGAAAACAAGCGCGUGUUGUGCGAGUUGGCCACGGAGCAGGCAGGCCAGGCCGCGGCCGCGGCGGAGAGGUCCCGGGGACUCCUGGCGCGGGCCGCCCACGAGAUAGAGAGGCUGGAGGACGAGAACGCGCGGCUACAGAGACAGAUCCAAGACCAACAGUCCCUGGUGGUGGAGCUGUCUCUCCUGCGCCAGGAGAACGAGGAGCUGACGCUGUCCCUGGCCAAGCAGAGCUCCAUCAUAGACAAGAUGAAGAAGGAGUCGGCCGCUCCCGGCCAGCCCCGCUCCCCGUCCGUCAUGAGGAAGACUCUCAAGCUGGGCAAGGAGAACCUCCAGGCUGCGGUGUCUCCUCUGAGAGAGAGGAACCACUGACUCUCCCCCGCGUCGUCAGACUAAUAGAUUAUGUUGAUGUUUGGAUUGUAAGUUUUUAUUUGAAGGUUUUAAUUUAUUCUGUCGUUGGGAUCGCCUUAGUCAUUACCAUGUUGUAUUUUAAUUUAUUGUACACUUUAUUUGGUCGCUUACAUUUUAAAUAUAACUAACCAAAGCUUUA
Messenger RNA from Danaus plexippus (monarch butterfly), 2486 nucleotides. Its product is annotated as golgin subfamily A member 4-like. Bases 188 to 2308 code for a protein of 706 amino acids. The transcript has 6 exons. The record is from RefSeq and is a predicted model, not a curated record. Lineage: Eukaryota; Metazoa; Arthropoda; Insecta; Lepidoptera; Nymphalidae.